Molecule: messenger RNA, 3096 nt
Organism: Knipowitschia caucasica
Lineage: Eukaryota; Metazoa; Chordata; Actinopteri; Gobiiformes; Gobiidae
Source: the annotation of a GenBank genome assembly
AUGGGCCGCAUCACCUCCAAGUCUCUGGCUAAAUUUGGAAUCUGCCUGACCAUCCUCCUCACUUCCGUGGCUGCGGCCCAAGGUGAGGAGCGGGAGUGUGCCUUCACGGACCAGCAGCAUCAGUGGGACGUGGAUCGCGUGGCGGUGGGCGAGGGCAGAGUCUCUCCAGAGAACACCACUAUCCGCUGCGCUAAGGGCAGCCACUGCUUCGGCCUGUGGGAGAAAAGCCUCCCAGGAGAAGUGAGGCCAGUCAAGCAAGGUUGCUGGCCUUAUCUGGGCGACCAUCAGGAGUGCCGUGAAGACCGCUGUGUUGUGACAAACCUCCCUCCUCAGAUCCAAAAUGGCACCUACCACUUCUGCUGCUGUGGCAGUGACAUGUGUAACGUCAACUUCACCGAGGACUUCCCUCCGCCCAGCCCCACCACCGCACAACCCAUCACCACUCCCGCCCUACGCUAUGAAGAGAUGAUAAUUAUCGCCCUGGCAACAGUUACUGUGAUGCUGGUGGUUGCUCUGGCAGCUUACUUUGGCUACCGUAUGAUGCAUGGAAACGGCAAACAAGGCCUGCACAAUCUGAACAUGAUGGAAGCUGCUGGAUCGGAAAGCUCCUUGGACCUGGACAAUCUCAAACUGCUGGAGCUGAUUGGGCGUGGUCGAUACGGCACGGUGUACUGCGGUUCCCUGGACGAGCGGCCGGUCGCGGUUAAAGUCUUCACUGCGGCCAACCGGCAAAACUUCCUGAACGAGUGCUCCAUCUACCGGCUCCCUCUGCUGGAGCACGACAACAUCGCACACUUUGUGGCGGGGGACGAGCGCACGGGACCAGAGGGGCGGACGGAGUACCUGCUCGUCAUGGACUACUACCCACUUGGUUCCUUGAGUCACUACCUGAGCGGCCAGACCAACGAUUGGGUCAGCAGUUGUCGCCUGGCUCACUCAGUCACCCGAGGCCUGGCUUUUCUCCACACGGAGCUCUUCAAAGGAGACUUGUACAAGCCGGCAGUCUCUCACAGGGACCUGAACAGCAGAAAUAUUCUUGUCAAAGCAGACGGCACAUGUGUCAUCAUCGAUUUUGGCUUGUCUAUGAAGUUGACAGGAAACAGGCCUCCACGCCACGGAGAAGAGGAGAAUGCUGCUAUCAGUGAAGUGGGUACGAUCCGCUACAUGGCCCCAGAAGUUCUAGAAGGAGCUGUGAAUUUGAGAGAUUGCGAGUCGGCGCUCAAGCAAGUAGAUAUGUACGCUCUGGGACUGGUCUACUGGGAAACUUUCAUGAGAUGUACUGAUCUUUUCCCCGGAGAAUCUACGCCAGAAUACCAGGUGGCCUUUCAAGCCGAGGCCGGGAACCACCCGACAUUUGAAGACAUGCAGGUCCUUGUGUCCAGGGAGAAGCAGAGGCCCAAGUUCCCUGAGGCCUGGAAAGAGAACAGUCUGGCUGUGCGCUCUCUGAAGGAGACGAUGGAGGAUUGUUGGGAUCAGGACGCAGAGGCGCGGCUCACUGCGCAGUGUGCAGAGGAGCGACUGGCUGAGCUGCUCCUCAUCUGGGACCGCUCCAAAUCAGUCAGUCCCACCCUGAACCCCACAACUCUGCACAAUGAGAGGAACCGCAUGACUCCAAAGUCCGGACAGUACACAGAUCACCCCUCGACUUACAUCGAGGAGCAUGAUGGGGUGCCCAAAAACACGCAGGCUGACGGCACUAAUGUUGUUAAUGGCAGAGCUGUGACUGGGACCGGUGAGAGAAACCGGAACUCCAUAAACCAGGAGCGGCAGCAGCAGGCUAAUGCUCGCCUGCCCAGCCCAGAGGGCAGCAGCACUAGUGGGCCUGGUAUGAGAGGAAGCCCCUCAACCACCACUACCACCACCAUCUCGGAGUCUGAGGGGCCUACAGCCACUGCCACUGUCCCUGUGUGUCUGCACUUGACCCAGGAGGACCUGGAGACCACCAAGCUUGACCCCAAAGAGGUGGAUAAGAACCUCAAGGAGAGCUCAGAUGAGAAUUUGAUGGAACACUCUCAGAAACAGUUCUGUUCUCCAGACCCCCUGAGCCCCGGCAGCUCCAGUCUUCUCUAUCCUCUCAUUAAGAUGGCCAGUGAGGCGUCCGGCCCCUCUGAGCCCCCUGCCCCUAUUCCAAGCACUAUCUUCCCCUUACCGAAGCAGCAGAACCUGCCCAAGAGGCCAUCCAGUCUGCCCCUGCGCAACAAGCCUGCCAAGAAGGAGUCGUCCUCCUCCUCUCUGAGGUUUAAGUUUGGCCGCUCUGGUAAGUCCAACCUGCGGCAGGUGGACGGGAACAAGGUGAACACUGGUGUUGCACCAGUGAACAGCGCCGCAGAGACCCACAGGCUCAACAGCACCAACAAUCUGCCGGUCCUGAGAGACAUGCACGUGAACGGAGCUGUGAACGGACACACAAGCUCCAUCUCAACCAUCAGCACCGGCUCCAGCGUCCUGCGCUCUGACGACAGCCGCCUCAGCCUGGGGGUCAUCACUGCCAGUCCAGACGAACACGAGCCCCUCCUGAGCAGAGAGCGGGAGCAGCUAGACCCGUCUGCUCUGCGCUCAGCUCGACCCAACACCAACAAUAACAACAGUAACACAGGCUACGGCCAGGGCAACGGAGACGGAGAAGGGGAGAGCGACACAGAAGAGGAGGGCAACAGCACAGAAGCACUAGGCAGAGAAAGCACAGGACCCCCUGGAGAGAGCUCUGGGCAAGGGCUAAGCAGCACACUCCCCCAGGGGGACGCACUGGUCACCAUGAGGGGAGAAGCUCUUCUCCGACAGCCGCGAGCACGCCGGCCCGAGAGACCAAACUCCCUGGACUUGUCCUUCACCACUAUGGACCUGGCCUCUCUAGGGGAGGGCCUGGUUCAGCCAGAUGGGGCCCUGGGUUCAGGAGAUAAAAUCAAGAAGCGCGUCAAAACGCCUCAUUCAGUGAAAAAGUGGAGACCGACCACAUGGGUCAUCCCUACAGACACGACACAUGAACCGGAGGUCAAUAACAACGGUUCCACCCGCGGGCAUGGGCACAGGGAGAACCGGCCCAAGUCCAGUUCGGCCCUGUAUCUGCGAGGGGGUGGCAGCGACACCCACGUGUGA